Molecule: messenger RNA, 1128 nt
Organism: Stereum hirsutum FP-91666 SS1
Lineage: Eukaryota; Fungi; Basidiomycota; Agaricomycetes; Russulales; Stereaceae
Exons: 2
Coding region: 1-1128 (375 amino acids)
Source: RefSeq, a predicted model, not a curated record
AUGGCUUCCUUUUCAGCGUUCCAGGCAAGAUCCCAGCAGGACAACGUCGUCGAGGAAAGCUCUGUAUGGUUCAACGAACUCAUGCGAAAAGCCUUGCCAAACUCUUUCGCCCCCGAUACGAAACUCUCCUCAAAACAGAAGAAGGACCUGCGUCUCUUCUUGGACCUCUUCCGUGAUGUCGUCGUCCCAGCCGAGAUUGCCUUGCACAAGAAGGCCUGGGAUACGACUCCGAGCCAUCCUCUCUUCGAUCUUGCCCAACCUGGCCUCGUUUUCCAGCCGUCAGCGCACGGUCAACCUCCCCCGGGACCGGUCCACAAGCGCAGGGCCGACGACGAGAUUAUUGGACAAUCAAAUGCGAAUGGCCCCGCGAUCAAACGUCGGAAGACGUCCAGCAAUGCUAGCGCGCAAGCUGGCAGCGCAUCCGGCUCUUCUAUGGCUUAUACAGGUGAUGGUCAUAUACCCCAGAGUCAGACCCCCGGUAGUGCGUCCUCGUCUCGAGGAUCGACCGCAGAAAGCGAACCUUUGUCCCGUCAAGUUCGGACACGAGAGUACGCGGCGAUAUUCCCACGGCUACCGAGUGUCCAAAGUCUUUCUGCCGACACCCGGGAAUUGAUCCCUUCUGUCUUACCCGCUCGCCGCGUCCCAUCCUUAGGACUUCCCGUGCACUCUCACGUCGACUAUCGUUCCAGCUCUGAGUCUGCGUCACUGGAAUCACCGUCCACAUUCGACAACGCGAUGGCGCCUCAGAUAAUUCCUUUCGGCAACGGACUAUAUAACCCCUUUGUGUCCAACCCCACAGCCUUCUUCGCGCCUUCGAAUGCUCCUGGGGCCGACCAGCGCGGUGUUUUGCUGGCGACUGCACAAGCGACAGCCGAUACGACUUUUGGUGGCUCUUUCGCGAACGGUCAGGUUGGUCACUGGGGCUCGGGUGGUCUACUAUCUGCUUACUAUCAUGCGGUGUCAGACACUAGAGCGGAUAUGGGAACGGGAUCUUGCAAUGGUUUUGACGAGGCUGAGUUCUCUGCUGAAAAGCAGCGUAAUGACCCAGUGACGAUUCUACUAGCGGGACAGAUGUCUAUCGACAGUUCACUCUCAGGUGCUUUAUCGGCUCCUUCAAGGCGCGCUUGA